Messenger RNA from Phytophthora sojae, 1830 nucleotides. RefSeq lists its product as hypothetical. The record is from RefSeq and is a predicted model, not a curated record. NCBI's taxonomy places the organism in Eukaryota, Oomycota, Peronosporomycetes, Peronosporales, Peronosporaceae. Gene Ontology annotation, molecular function: ATP binding; ABC-type transporter activity; ATP hydrolysis activity. Gene Ontology annotation, cellular component: membrane. Bases 1 to 1830 code for a protein of 609 amino acids. The transcript has 5 exons.
AUGAGACUUGGUGAGCCAGACUCAGGCCAGUCUUUGACAACUACCAAUGCUCAAGUCUUCUACGAAUCCUUCGCGGACAAACUGGAGGAAGCGCUUGGCCAUUCGCAACCGCAUCUUGAAAUCCGCUUCUCGGAUCUCUCGGUAUCCUGCAAGGCGUCCACGGUCAAGUCGCAGCGAGACGAUGAAGAAGAAGCCUCUCCGGAACUGCCGACGCUUUGGAAUACGCUCAAGCGUGCAGCGGAGACCCUGCUGUCCUCAAGGAAGUCGGAGCAGCGUGUGAUUCUCAAUGGAGUGAGCGGUGUGCUACGUCCUGGGACCAUGACGUUGGUCCUUGGGCAACCGGGAUCGGGAAAGUCGACGCUGCUCAAGGCGCUGAGUGGGCGUCUCGGACACCAUGUUCGGCUGGCUGGUGAUAUCACGUACAACGGCGUGCCUCAACACUCCAUCGCCAACAAGCUGCCACAACUGGCGGCGUACGUGCCUCACACUGAUCUCCAUUUCCCACUACUGUCGGUCAAGGAGACGUUGUCAUUCGCGCACGUCUUCAACACCGGUGGAGGUAGUCACGCUACGGUGUUGCUGGGGCGAGACGCGGAUCACGCGAGUCAACAAGCCCUCAAAUCUGCCAUCGACAUGUUUCAGAACUACCCCGAGGUGAUCAAGGAGCAGCUUGACCUGCAGAACUGCUGGGUACCAUUGUUGGCGACAACUUGCACUGGGCUUGACAGCGCGGCCACCUUUGACAUCAUUCACACCCAACGCACCAUCGCUCGGACCCUUGGCAAGGCAAUAGUGAUUUCGCACUUGCAGCCGUCCCCUGACGUGUCCGCGCUCUUUGAUGACAUUAUUCUCCUGAACGAGGGCGAAGUGAUGUAUUAUGGGCCUCAAGAGAUGGUUGUCGAGUACUUUCGUGAGCUGGGACUCAGCUGUCCUCCGAACCGAGACGUCGCGGAUUUCUUGCUGGACCUCGGAACUUCUCAGCAGUACGCGUACGAAUCCACGUCGACUGCUGGUCCUUUUGGAGGAGCAAAGGCUCCCCGCCUAGCGAGCGAGUACGCGGACAAGUUCCGUUCUUCCAGCAUUCACCAGGGCAAUCUCAGUCUUUUGGCGACUUUAUUCAACCAUGAAAUUCGAGGCAAGUGGAGUGAGUAUGCCGAAGCAAUGCCACAGUUCCAGCGAUCUGUGUGGGCGAACAUCCGUACACUCGUGGCUAGGCAGCUGAUGCUCAUCAUGCGGGACGUCAACACGGUCCGCAGUCGGAUGGUCUUGGUCCUAUUGACGGCACUGGUGGCAGGCACGGUGUUCAUGGACGCGAUUCCCACGAAUGCGCCGUUGCGCUCGAUGUUCAUCGAGAUGCGAGAUCUUUUCUACAAGCAGCGAUCGGCGAGCUUUUUCCAGACGUCUGCCCAAGUCCUGAUAGCGCUACCAGAGAGUUUCGUUUUCGGAGCCUUCCUGUACUGGAUUGGUGGUCUUGAGGCUAACGCCGGGAGCUUCAUCGUGUACGAGCUCGUCGUCUUCCUUAUCGUCAUGGCCGCCGUUCUGAUCUUCUUCUUCGUCGCAGCGAUAUCUCCAAACAUCUACGUCACGAACCCGCUCGCUCUAGGAAUUCUUCAAGUCAUCCUGUAUCGGUCUGCAACAUUUGAUGUGUGCAUGUACGAGGACGUGGACUACUGCGAUCAGUUUGGUAAGACUAUGGGCGAGUACUACUUGGGUGUGUACAUCAUUCCGCCGGGGAAGGAGUGGGUUGUCUUCGGCAUCGUUUACCUCAUCGGGCUGAUCCUCGCAUUCACCAUUCUCAGCUAUCUCGCACUCGAAUACAAGCGCUACUAG